Molecule: messenger RNA, 965 nt
Organism: Populus euphratica (Euphrates poplar)
Lineage: Eukaryota; Viridiplantae; Streptophyta; Magnoliopsida; Malpighiales; Salicaceae
Exons: 2
Coding region: 1-960 (319 amino acids)
Source: RefSeq, a predicted model, not a curated record
AUGGAUCAACAUAGUAUUCGGACAGGCAGCAAGAUUAUGCGAAAAUCUAUCUAUACUUACCUUCAAAACUAUCACUACUACACCUUAACAUCAGCCCUCCUUGCCUUCCCUUUCUCGGCCUCAUCUCUCUUCGCACAGCUGCUUCUUGUUUCCCCCUCGUCGUCUCUCCUUGCAAUCAUAUACAACAGGUUGAACAGAUUCCCUUACUCCUGGGAGUUGAUCGACCUUGUCAAUCUCAAGCUCUCUCAAACAAUCUCCUUUUUCAUUCUCACGCUUCCCCUGAACUCUACUCUCUUCCUCAUCGCCAAAGCAUCUGUUAUUCAAGUCGUCAAUCGCCACAAACCACCUUCUUUCUGUUGUAUUUUCUCCAUUUUCAACCCUCUCCUCCUCACCUAUGUAAGCAAUUCAUUAUUGAUCCUCUCGGCCAAUGCAACAGCCUUUUGUCUCUUAUCCAUUGCUUUCAAUCCUUUUCAUGAUCAUAUUGGGUUUGGCUCUCUCUUCCUCUCAGCUGCUGGAGCUGUUGUUUACUCCAUCAUCCUUGCAAAUGUGAUCAUAAUAUGCAACUUGGCGUUGGUCAUAUCAGGAAUGGAAAGAUUCGGCGGAUAUCUGGCCAUCCUAAAAGCUUGUGUUAUGAUUAGGGGAAGGGCUUCAACGGCGCUAUCACUUACACUUGCUGUCAAUACAGCCUUGGCAGGAGUUGAAGCAUUAUUCCAAUACCGAAUUGUGAGAGCUUAUGAUGACAUCGGUGAAACACCAAGCUCUUUGCUGAUAAUUUCAGAGGGGAUGCUUAUCGUCUACUUGUAUUCUAUUCUUGUUGUUCUGGACACCAUUAUCAGUUGCAUCUUCUUCAAAAGCUGCAAGGCGACCUCCUCGUUCAUUGAUCAACAAGGUAAAUACGCUUACAGGAUUAUUGUUAUUGAAGGGGAAGAAGAUGGAGCUUUAAUGAGCUUAAAGGCCUAGCAACA